AUGCAUAUUCGGGAUGCCAACUUUAAUUCUACGACCCACUUUGAUACUUGGUGGAAACACGUCACCCGUGAUUGGUUUACAUCGGUUGCUGACAUUAUUUUUGCCAAGCUUUUUCAGAAAUGGCCGUUGAAAAUUAAGGAUGCUACAACCUACAACUCAAUGAGCGAAACAUGUAACGAGGCCAAAGAGAUUAGUUUCGCUUCACCAGCAUUACCAAAGAAAAUAUUGCUCAUCAAGCGAAACCAUUCAACCAUCACUGGGGAUUCAUUAGGUCAUGGUCAGGCUGCUGCUACGGCGAAGCCUAAAUCUCUUGUCAUUCCUAGUCGAAAAACUAGCAUGAUGUAUGAGUCAAGUAGUGAUGAAAAUGAUGAUGAAAUAGCAAACGAUUUACGGCUCAAGAAAGCUCCAAUAAAACGGCCCAAGAGAGAUCCCGUCAUUGAGAAAAUUAAUGUUGGGACUUCAAAAACUAUGGCUUCAUCAAAGACUCCAAUCGAAGUUGAAUUUGCUCAACCUAUUCAAGACACUACUGCACUUGCAACACAUGAAACAAGUGUUCUGCAUCCUAAAAAGGCCGCCACCACUUCUUCAUAUAAUUCCACCUUAAAUAUUGCAGCCAAAGCCAUCAUCCAAACCAUCCUUGACAAAGACUAUGCCGAUUUAGCCAAUGAAGCUCAACAUGCUCGUCUUUGCUCGUCCAUUCAAAGUCUUCUUGAUGCUCCUUUUUUCCCAACUGAGGUUGAAUCCACAAUCAAAGGUUUCAUAAAGCAAUUGGCUGAGAGCAUCCAUGCCUACAACCAAGCCGGAAAAGAAGAACUGUGCAAACUAGAGAAGGAGCAGAAAGAGAUUGAGGCCAGAAAAUCAACCAUCCUUGCCAAGAUUGACAGUGCGGUUCAAGACUCUCGGCCACAUCAGUUUGAACUAGAAAAGUUUAUGCAACAACAGGCCAAUUUCCAAGAGAAGGAAGAUGACUAUAAGACCUUGAUGAGGUUUUAUCCUCUAGCUUUUGGAGUUGUUGAUUCUGAGACAGAGGAGAAUUGGACUUGGUUUCUUCAACAUUUGGCUUCUAUUUUGCUACCGAUGGGGAGAGUGGUGACCUUUUUCUCGGAUUGCAAUCAAGGUUUGUUAAAUGCAAUGGGGUUUGUGUUUCCUGGAUGGCCUCAUUCUUACUGUUACUAUCACCUCAAACAGAAUUUGAUAUCGAAGUACCCGAAGUCAGGUUAUGGGAAAUUGCUCCAAGACCGUGUUAUCAAUUUAUUUAGUAAAUGCGCAUAUGCUGUUACGGAGGAAGAGUUUACGGUAGCAAUGGAGGAGUUGGUGAUUGUUGGGAGUUCGAAAGUGAAGACAUUUAUAUCUGAUUUGUCUAGAGAUGACUAUGCCAAUGCAUAUUUCAAAGGAAUGCGGUAUGGGGAGAUGGCAAACAGUUUAGCGGAGUCAUUUAAUAAUUGGGUUGGUGUGUUUCCAGAUUUGCCGGUACUACCUUUGAUAGAAGGGAUUCGACAGAAAUUGAUGGUAUUGAAUUCUCAACGACGAAUUGAAGCGGAGAAGUGGACAACAAUUUUGUGUCCGGAGAUGGAAACUAGACUGUGGGAAAAUGCGGAGGCCGGUAGGACUCGGGUAGUUCGUCAUUCUAGUUUCACUGUUUUUGAAGUAUUUGCUGAUUAUUUUGUGAUGGUUGAUCUUGAGCAAAGGACUUGUUCUUGCCAUCUUUGGCAAAUUGACGGUUUUCCUUGCACGCAUGCGGUGGCUGCAAUUCUAGCAAAGAAAGAUUCAGUUUAUGAUUACGUGGAGUGUUACUACAGGACUUACUUCUUUCGAAAAGCCUAUGAGAGUCCUAUUUUUCCUAUUCCAUAUAUUGGGAAAGGCUUAGGCAGCAACAGUUUUGCAGUUGGAGUUGUGCUUCCGCCAAUUACAAAGAGGCCAGCCGAAAGACCACCAACAAAGAGGAUCAAAGCUUUUGCUGAAUUUAAAAGGCCAUUGAAAUGCAGUCGGUGUAGUGUUAUUGGGCAUAAUAGGAAGACUUGCAAGGCUGUGAUAUGA
Messenger RNA from Prunus armeniaca (apricot), 2037 nucleotides. The record is from the annotation of a GenBank genome assembly. NCBI's taxonomy places the organism in Eukaryota, Viridiplantae, Streptophyta, Magnoliopsida, Rosales, Rosaceae.